Messenger RNA from Conger conger (European conger), 730 nucleotides. RefSeq names its product chromatin accessibility complex subunit 1 (gene chrac1). The record is from RefSeq and is a predicted model, not a curated record. The transcript has 3 exons. Bases 67 to 426 code for a protein of 119 amino acids. Lineage: Eukaryota; Metazoa; Chordata; Actinopteri; Anguilliformes; Congridae. Gene Ontology annotation, molecular function: protein heterodimerization activity. Gene Ontology annotation, cellular component: nucleus; CHRAC.
ACUGUCGUGUCGGCUUCCGUUGUAGCCUAAACAGGCUGCAAGCUAACGUUACUCGUGUUUGGAAAGAUGUCGGGUAACAAUGUGGGUGCGAAAGUUGACGCUAAUACAGUAAAUAGCAAGAACGUUUCUCUUCCUAUGUCAAGAGUAAAAUUGAUCAUGAAGAGUUCUCCAGACGUUUCCAGCAUUAAUCAAGAUGCUCUUUUCUUAACUACGAAAGCAACGGAACUUUUUGUUCAACAUUUGGCACAGUGUUCCUUUAAAAGAGGCUCGGGAAGAGAGAAAAACACUUUGGCGUACAGUGAUCUUGCAAAUGUUGCAGAGGAGAUCGAGACUUUUCAGUUUCUCACUGAUAUCUUGCCAAAGAAGAUUUUGGCAAGAGACUACCUGAGGUCCCUUGAGGAAAGGGGAGAAGACGUGGAUGACUAGCUCCAGAGAUACAGGAUAAGCUCUCUGGACCUUCACACCGUGUCUUACGGUCCUUCCGUAAUGUGGCCCAAGGUUUCAUGUUAGUUCAACCAGAAUGCUGCAAACUGGUACUGUCAGCUGUUUGACAAAUCACGAGCCCUCCUCAGGAUAUCCUCUUCUCUUCCGCAAUGCUUUUUAGGCUGCAAUUUUCUUGUAUCAGCCCAUGACAUUUUAAUUGUCAGAUGACUUCAUUUAACCAGUUUCAGUCGUAGAGUUUGAAUCAAUACACUAACACAGGAGGCAAAGUCAACUAAGGUUGGUAACG